CUACCCUUAAUGUGAGUAUUGCCCUAGAAUUUGAGAUGUGACUGCUUCCAUGAUCCAAUCCAACGGCCGACAUAUCUCAUAAGAGGGCCUUCAUAUUUAACCUAAUGCGCUGGGAUCUUCCUCCUCUGUGACGGCAGCGCCAUCUGUUAGGGUUUCUGAUAUUGUUGACGGGCAAGGUUUCUGAGACAAAAUGGUUCUCCAAAACGACAUCGAUUUACUGAAUCCUCCAGCUGAGCUCGAGAAGAGGAAGCACAAGCUCAAGCGUCUCGUGCAAUCUCCCAACUCAUUUUUCAUGGAUGUUAAGUGUCAAGGUUGCUUCAACAUAACAACUGUGUUCAGUCACUCGCAAACUGUAGUAGUGUGUGGCAACUGCCAGACCGUGUUAUGCCAGCCUACAGGCGGGCGUGCAAGGCUUACAGAGGGCUGCUCUUUCAGGAGAAAGGGCGAUUGAAGGAGCUACUUUAAAUUGUUAGUAGAGUUCUUUCCAAGGUUUAAUUGUUUCCACAUGGGAGCUCUCCUGUUGAUUUUGUUUUGAGAUUCAUCUUUGGCUUAUCAUUUUGAAUUUUGUUAGUAAAAAUGACAGACCGGCCUUAAUUGCUGUUUCCGGUUUGUUAUGUGAUUCUUGAAUUGCUCUGAUGAUAUGUUGGUUUAGAAAUCAGUUUAUACUAUUAUAUCUCUAGCCUCUGGGCUAAUUAGUUUCAA
Messenger RNA from Mercurialis annua (annual mercury), 702 nucleotides. RefSeq names its product 40S ribosomal protein S27-2. The record is from RefSeq and is a predicted model, not a curated record. Gene Ontology annotation, biological process: ribosomal small subunit assembly; translation. The transcript is spliced from 4 exons. NCBI's taxonomy places the organism in Eukaryota, Viridiplantae, Streptophyta, Magnoliopsida, Malpighiales, Euphorbiaceae. Gene Ontology annotation, cellular component: ribosome; cytosolic small ribosomal subunit. Gene Ontology annotation, molecular function: RNA binding; structural constituent of ribosome. Bases 191 to 451 code for a protein of 86 amino acids.